Molecule: messenger RNA, 1767 nt
Organism: Boleophthalmus pectinirostris (great blue-spotted mudskipper)
Lineage: Eukaryota; Metazoa; Chordata; Actinopteri; Gobiiformes; Gobiidae
Product: nuclear receptor subfamily 4 group A member 2-like
Exons: 9
Coding region: 1-1767 (588 amino acids)
Biological process (GO): central nervous system neuron differentiation; cellular response to corticotropin-releasing hormone stimulus; dopaminergic neuron differentiation
Cellular component (GO): transcription regulator complex; nucleus
Molecular function (GO): zinc ion binding; RNA polymerase II cis-regulatory region sequence-specific DNA binding; nuclear glucocorticoid receptor binding
Source: RefSeq, a predicted model, not a curated record
AUGAUGGAGGUUGACCAGAGGCUUACGGAAACAGGUGGCAACGGGAUGAGGCUGGGGGGGGGAGGGGUGCUGGUGAUAGGACGAAAAGAAACUGGAGCGCACCGUGGUGGACACUAUCAGCACACUGUUUACAGCGGGACACACGCACAGGUGCACGGGCUUUCUCCUGCUCCACGGAUCUGCUCCACACGGACUCUCAGAUGCGAUAGAAAAGUUGAAGUUUGGGUAGAGGAGGAUCUGGCGACAGUCUGGGCAGCCAUGCCGUGCCUGCGCACGCACCUCUCCUCCAGUGGCGCGCUGGGGGACUCCAGGUGUCCAGACUUUCUCACUCCGGAGUUUGUUAAGUUCAGUAUGGACCUGACCAACAGUGAGCUGCUGUCUGCGGCCCCAGCGCUCAGCGGCUCCCCGGGGCCCGCGUCACCGCUGCGCUGUAUGUUCCACAUGCACAUCCCGGCCGAGGAGCCGUGCGUAAAGGCCGAGGAGACAGACAUGUCCCCAGCGGAGGAGCUGCUGUCCUCCUGUUGUCCCCCGUGUCCACGCGCAGUGCUUAGCACCUCCGAGAGCGUCCCGUGGGAGGACACGGGCUGCCAGUGCCUUCAGUCAGACCUCAACAGGACGCACAGUCUCCCCAGACUCUCGCUGUGGUCCGUCCAACAGCACAGCGGCCAGAGACCGGCUCCGUGCCACCCUCCCCCGGAGCCAAAGCUGCGCGUGACAGUGGGCUUUCCUCACGCGCUUCGUGGAGACGCCCUGUGCGCGGUGUGCGGAGACAGCGCGGCGUGCCAGCACUACGGCGUGCGCACGUGCGAGGGCUGCAAGGGCUUCUUCAAGCGCACGGUGCAGAAGAAUGCCAAGUACGUGUGUCUGGCGUCCCGGAGCUGCCCCGUGGACAAACGCCGGCGCAACCGCUGCCAGUACUGCCGCUUCCAGAAGUGCCUGGACGUGGGCAUGGUCAAGGACGUGGUCCGGAGAGACGGGCUGAAGGGCCGGAGGGGACGUCUUCCCUCCAAACACGUUCCGGUCCAGGCCUCCAGCUCCCUGCUCCGCUCCCUGAUCCAAGCCCACCAGGAGACCAGCGCCCAGGCCAGCAGCUCCAACGCUCCACAGUGUGACGAGAGUGUCCCAGAGGCAGCGGAUGACUCGGCUCACGUGCGGCUCUUCUACGGCCUCCUGACCCGCUCCAUGGACGUCCUGCACAGAUGGGCCCUGAAGAUCCCAGGCUUUUCCUCUUUUCCCAAACAGGACCAAGACCUCCUGUUUUACUCCGCCUUCCUGGAGCUGUUUGUGCUGCACUUGGCCUACAGGUCGAGUCCAGAGGAGGGCCGGCUCUUCUUCUGCGACGGCUCCGUGCUGUCGGUGUCUCAGUGUGAGCGAGGCUUCGGUCUGUGGAUCCACGCUCUGCUGGAGUUUUCCUUCAGCCUGCGCGCCAUGGAGCUGGACACGCCCACCUUCUGCUGCCUCUGCGCCCUCGCCCUGCUCACCGAGAGAGGAGGCCUCAAGGAACCCCAGAAGCUGCAGCGUCUCCAGAGCCGCGUGCUCCAGUGUUUGAGGAGCACCGACCCUCGACUGGAUGGAGGUCUGAGGAACGCUGACCUUCAGCUGGAUGGGAGGUUUGAGGAGCGUCUGAGCCUGCUCCUGGACGGGUUGCCCCAGCUCAGAGCUCUGUGCCUCCAGGGUCUACAGAGGAUCUUCUACCUCAAGUUGGAGGACCUGGUGUCUCCACCUGCUGUUAUAGACAAACUGUUCCUGGACACACUUCCCUUUUAG